Belonocnema kinseyi is the source of this 435-nucleotide messenger RNA. RefSeq lists its product as uncharacterized. The record is from RefSeq and is a predicted model, not a curated record. NCBI's taxonomy places the organism in Eukaryota, Metazoa, Arthropoda, Insecta, Hymenoptera, Cynipidae. The coding region runs from base 16 to 429 and encodes 137 amino acids. The transcript has 4 exons.
ACGAAUAAGUUAACCAUGAAGUCUGUUGUUUUCUGCUUGCUGACUUUUUACGUCAUCGAAAAUGUUUUUUCAGAUAAAUUGAUGGAUCAAUUGAAUGAAGUAUAUAACAAUGGCCUGAAGAGUUUAAGAUUUACAAUUCCUAACCAAAUACUAGCUGAAGUUUCUAAUGAUGUUGACAAGACUUCUGGCGAUGAUAGAAAAAAAGCUCAAAAUUGCUAUGAUUAUGCUAAGUCUUCAAUGAAGACUUUCAGUGAAACCAUGUUUGAACCUAUCACCAAAGAAUUGGGAAAAUGUCGUGAUCAAGGACUUCAAAGCCAGAGUGUCGAGGUUGCGAAAACAUGCAGCAAUAAAGUAAUGGAUGUUUUUUCAAAGGUUGUAGAGGAAGUUAAAUCUUCUGCCAAAUCUUGCAUCAGUUCGAUAAAAGAGUAAGGUUUU